Messenger RNA from Oppia nitens, 1921 nucleotides. It is a transcript of the gene Sec61alpha, whose product is annotated as protein transport protein Sec61 subunit alpha. Gene Ontology annotation, biological process: post-translational protein targeting to membrane, translocation; SRP-dependent cotranslational protein targeting to membrane, translocation. Gene Ontology annotation, cellular component: Sec61 translocon complex; membrane. The coding region runs from base 381 to 1811 and encodes 476 amino acids. Gene Ontology annotation, molecular function: ribosome binding; transmembrane protein transporter activity; signal sequence receptor activity. The transcript is spliced from 7 exons. The record is from RefSeq and is a predicted model, not a curated record. NCBI's taxonomy places the organism in Eukaryota, Metazoa, Arthropoda, Arachnida, Sarcoptiformes, Oppiidae.
GAGUUGGCUGAGCAAAACACGACUGACCCCUAACGCUAACGUAUGAGAUAUAAUGUAUUGAAUUGAGUUUUUUUGGGAGACGUGGAGAAAAUCAAUGCCUAUUAUAAUGCAAUACAAAACACAUAUACAGAUAGAUGGUGAUGUCAACGAUAUUGUGAACAACACGUUAGCUAUUAAAGUCAUUUAAGUCGACAAAACUAAUUGUGUUAAGAGAGACAUCACUUGCAACUGACUGGACAUCACUCUAACACAAAGUGAUCACCAGUUCAUCUAAAUUGGAGACAAUAUCUUUGUCAUCGCAGAUAUUGUCUAAAACCAACCGAUCGUAAGUGCUUUUGUCGGCACACAAUCAGAUCAGUUGAUUAACUUAAGAGAAACAAAUGGCGAUUAAAUUUUUAGAAAUAAUUAAACCGUUUUGCGGUAUUUUGCCCGAAGUGGCAAAACCCGAACGAAAGAUCCAGUUUCGGGAAAAAGUCUUGUGGACGGCUAUUACACUCUUUAUAUUUUUAGUUUGCUGUCAAAUCCCUCUGUUCGGUAUAAUGUCCUCCGAUUCGGCCGAUCCUUUCUAUUGGAUGCGAGUUAUUCUGGCCUCCAAUAGAGGAACACUCAUGGAGUUGGGUAUAUCACCCAUUGUGACGUCGGGUCUUAUUAUGCAGCUGUUGGCCGGCGCUAAGAUUAUUGAAGUCGGCGACACACCGAAGGACAGGGCACUCUUCAACGGCGCACAAAAGUUAUUCGGUAUGGUUAUCACCGUCGGUCAGGCCAUUGUUUAUGUAAUGACUGGGAUGUAUGGCGAUCCGGCUGAUAUCGGCGCCGGUGUCUGUCUGUUGAUUAUCAUUCAGCUGUUUGUCGCCGGUCUUAUCGUACUGUUAUUGGACGAACUCUUGCAAAAGGGUUAUGGCUUGGGCUCCGGUAUUUCAUUGUUUAUCGCUACCAACAUCUGCGAGACUAUCGUUUGGAAAGCCUUUAGUCCGGCCACUGUCAACACUGGCAGAGGUACCGAAUUCGAAGGCGCCAUCAUUGCUCUGUUUCAUCUGUUGGCCACUCGACAGGACAAGAUUCGCGGCUUACGCGAGGCCUUCUAUCGACAAAAUUUGCCGAACCUAAUGAACCUGUUGGCCACAAUACUUGUGUUCGCUAUAGUUAUAUACUUUCAAGGCUUUAGAGUGGAUCUGCCGAUUAAGUCGGCCCGAUAUCGUGGUCAGUAUAGCUCGUAUCCGAUCAAACUGUUCUACACGUCCAACAUUCCAAUUAUUCUUCAGUCGGCUCUUGUGUCAAAUCUUUACGUCAUUUCUCAGAUGUUGGCCGUAAAGUUUAGCGGAAACUUUUUGGUCAAUUUGCUGGGCGUGUGGGCCGAUGUUGGAGGCGGUGGACCGGCCAGAGCCUAUCCGAUCGGUGGACUCUGUUACUAUUUUUCGCCACCAGAAACGUUAGGCCAUAUUGUUGAAGAUCCCGUUCACGCCGUACUCUACAUAGUCUUUAUGUUGGGUUCCUGUGCUUUCUUCUCCAAGACAUGGAUUGAAGUCUCGGGUUCGAGUGCUAAGGAUGUCGCCAAACAAUUGAAAGAACAACAGAUGGUUAUGAGAGGUCACAGAGAAAAAUCAAUGAUCCACGAACUGAACCGUUAUAUACCGACUGCUGCCGCUUUUGGUGGUCUAUGUAUCGGUGCUCUCUCUGUAUUGGCCGACUUUUUGGGCGCAAUCGGUAGUGGUACCGGUAUUUUACUGGCCGUUACCAUUAUUUAUCAAUACUUCGAGAUAUUUGUCAAAGAGCAAAGCGAAAUGGGCGGUAUGAGUACAUUAUUAUCAUAGUUAUAUUUAGUGACCAUAUUUUGUAAUCGGGUCACUGAAGAGAUUACCGAUUAAUUAUUAUUAUAAAAAAAUCGUUACGAAAAAAUCCAAAAAUUUGAAAUACAAAAUAU